AUGACAUCACAACGUCAUUUAGAAACUUUUAGCAACAAAUCAAUCUGCGUCUAACAAUUUAUCCUGAAAAUGAGUUGGCAACACUGACUAUAUAUAUAUAUGUAAAGUGUGCUUUGGACUUGCCUCGCCUAGUCACAAAUUGAAGGCCACCAUUUGUGUCACUUAUGGGAAAAUGUGUGAUCAAUGAUGACUUCAGAAAUUAGAGAGACUUCGCCACCAAUUGCUGCUGGUGUAUGGAUAGCUGUCAUAUCAAGUUUCAUCAAUGGAUCGACGUUUGUGCUUCAAAAAAAGGGAAUAUUACGAUCCCGUAAAAGAGGUGGGUCCUAUCUAAAAGAUGGCGUAUGGUGGAGCGGUACACUCUCCAUGAUUGUGGGACAGAUUGGGAACUUCCUGGCCUAUAACGCAGCCCCUGCUGUGGUGGUCACACCUUUAGGUGCCCUGGGGGUGCUGUUUGGGGCUGUUCUGGCCUCCUAUAUCCUCCAGGAACAGCUGAAUGUCCUGGGGAAGCUGGGCUGUGUGUUGUGUUGCUGUGGUUCUGUCGUGCUCAUCAUUCACUCCCCUAAAUCAGAGAGCGUCACCUCUAGUCUGGAGCUGGAAGACAGGCUUGCUGAUCCAGUGUUCGUCACCUAUUCCUUGUUGGUGGUCCUACUACUGUUUGUGCUGAUCGUGUGGGUGGCCCCAGCGCACGGCACGUCCGACAUCAUGGUGUACGUAUCCAUCUGCUCCCUCCUGGGGAGUUUCACAGUCACCAGCAGUAAGGGUCUGGGCCUGGCCGCCCAGGAUGCCUUCAGCGGGGGGCCUUCCAGCAGCCGAGCCCUAGGUCUCUUCCUGGGUCUACUGGGAACCCUGUCCGUCAGCAUCCUCGUCCAGUUCACCUUCAUCAACAAGGCUCUGGAGCACUACAGCUCUAACAUGUUUGAAGCCAUUUACUACGUGACUUUCACAUCUACGGUCCUCACAGCUUCGGCCAUCUUGUUCAGAGAGUGGACCGCGGUGGGUUUAGUAGACUGCCUGGGCAUGUUGUGUGGGCUGACCACGGUGGCUGUAGGGGUCCUGCUGCUUCGCUUCUCCUCAGAGGCCUCACUCACCUGGAAGCAAGCUGCUAAAGGACCAGAUAAAAUUGAUUAAUCAGAGGCUUGUCAGUCUCAGGGAGAUUAAUGCUGUGUUUAUUGGUUAAUUUGGGGCCACAUUUUU
Messenger RNA from Salvelinus fontinalis (brook trout), 1194 nucleotides. RefSeq names its product NIPA magnesium transporter 1 (gene nipa1). The transcript has 5 exons. Gene Ontology annotation, biological process: magnesium ion transport. NCBI's taxonomy places the organism in Eukaryota, Metazoa, Chordata, Actinopteri, Salmoniformes, Salmonidae. Gene Ontology annotation, cellular component: membrane. Bases 184 to 1128 code for a protein of 314 amino acids. Gene Ontology annotation, molecular function: magnesium ion transmembrane transporter activity. The record is from RefSeq and is a predicted model, not a curated record.